Messenger RNA from Cyanistes caeruleus (blue tit), 546 nucleotides. Lineage: Eukaryota; Metazoa; Chordata; Aves; Passeriformes; Paridae. The record is from RefSeq and is a predicted model, not a curated record.
CUAUGUGAGAAAGCUGCUUGUUGUUGGUCGAGUGCAGUACAAAAUUUUACAAAACAGGUAAAAUUGGAAUGUCUUCUAAUUUUGCAGGCGUGUGAUUGAGCCUAGAUUUACUCCUGUGCUGGUGACUGUUGCUGAUAUGAUCACUGAUAUUUAUCAGCCUGUGGUUGGGCAGUCAGCAAUAGUUGAUAAACAGUUCUUGAAACUUCAGGAAGCUAUUGGAAAAGAAAUUGACUAUCAAGAAGAACUACUGGAAGUUCUGGGAAUGAUGGAUACACUGUUUGCUACUUUUACUAAGAAAAAAGAUACCUGUCUAGAAGAGAACAAAAGUAAUGGUGUUACAGAGAUCAUUGAAACAAAUAUGAAUUUCUGACACCCAUCACAAAAAAUUGUCACAAUUGUGAACUUGAAAGAUGACCUAUUCUCCUGGUAACUUCUUAUACUAGUGACUUUCAAAAUAAGCUUCUCUGUGUUGAAGUUAUGUCUUUUAAACUGUGUUGCUGAAUAGGCUUGAUUACUGAAGACAGAGGACAUUUUCAGGGUUGUCCA